AGGACGAUCGACGACCUUCGCACUCGCCAUGCCUCCCAAGUUCGAUCCCAAUGAGGUGAAGAUCAUUCACCUGCGUGUGACUGGUGGUGAGGUCGGAGCCCAGUCUGCUCUGGCUCCCAAGAUCGGUCCUCUCGGUCUGUCCCCCAAGAAGAUCGGUGAAGAUAUCGCCAAGAACACUGGUGACUGGAAAGGUCUCCGUGUGACUGUGCGUCUCACCAUCCAGAACCGUCAGGCUGCCGUCUCCGUUGUGCCCUCUGCCUCCUCUCUCGUCAUUAAGGCCCUCAAGGAGCCCCCUCGUGACCGCAAGAAGGAGAAGAACAUCAAGCACAACAAGUCCAUCCCUCUUGACGAGAUUGUUGAGAUCGCUCGCAAGAUGCGCUUCCGCAGUCUGGCUAAGGAGCUCCAGGGUACCGUCCUGGAGAUCCUCGGUACCGCUUUCUCUGUUGGUUGCCAGGUUGAUGGCCGCAGCCCCAAGGAUGUCUCCGAUGACAUCAAGGCUGGCGAGAUCGACAGCUUAUUUUACGCAAAGAAGAUCAAACCUGACCUACUACUCACCGCGGUAUCUUCGCGAGGUGCUUGCAUCUUUCUGUGGAUACAGUGGUCCAUUUAUCCGGUCAACAUACCAAACCACCCUCUGACCUUUUGUCUUUGGGUAUUUCGUAGUGAUAUUUUCUCGCUUGUAGUAUCCAAUGAAAAGAUAUUCAUGUUUCACUUGUUCCAUUAUUUGGUAAAUACGACGAGUUCCGUUCCAAUAUAA
Messenger RNA from Aspergillus steynii IBT 23096, 757 nucleotides. Its product is annotated as 60S ribosomal uL11 domain-containing protein. Bases 29 to 757 code for a protein of 242 amino acids. Gene Ontology annotation, cellular component: ribosome; cytosolic large ribosomal subunit. Lineage: Eukaryota; Fungi; Ascomycota; Eurotiomycetes; Eurotiales; Aspergillaceae. The transcript has 5 exons. Gene Ontology annotation, biological process: translation. Gene Ontology annotation, molecular function: structural constituent of ribosome; large ribosomal subunit rRNA binding. The record is from RefSeq and is a predicted model, not a curated record.